Molecule: messenger RNA, 2081 nt
Organism: Chelonoidis abingdonii (Abingdon island giant tortoise)
Lineage: Eukaryota; Metazoa; Chordata; Testudines; Testudinidae
Gene: ZNF768
Product: zinc finger protein 768
Biological process (GO): regulation of transcription by RNA polymerase II
Cellular component (GO): nucleus
Molecular function (GO): DNA-binding transcription factor activity, RNA polymerase II-specific
Source: RefSeq, a predicted model, not a curated record
GGCCCCAGCCUGGCAGGGAGCGGGGAGCCCGGUGGGGCAGUGCAGCAGCCGAGGCAGCAGAUCGCUGCCCGGAGGCAGCGGCCGCAGGGCCGGGGGAGGGAUCGGAGCCAAACUGGGACCGGAGAGACUCCGCCCCCCAGCUCCGGGGCAGCCCGGGGGUCUGUGCAGCUGAUCCAGGCGGGAUCCCACCACCCAGCCCGCUGCGCCUUCGGGGCAGCCCCGGUCCCUCCUCUCCCCCGCGGGGCAGGCUUGGGGAUUCGCUCCUGCCCCUCGGGGUCUCCCUUCCUUGGCCGGGCGCAGGGAAGGGGCCCGGCUGCAUUUCGCGCCCCAUCAGCUCCCAGGGCGCAGGCGGGGAGCCCCCCGGGAGCAGGGCCUGCAGAGCGGAGCUGCCUGGGGGGGGACACGUGCAGGGAGCCCCCAUGGGCGACACACUGACCAUCUGCCCCGACUGCGGGAAGAGCUUCCGCCAGUACUCGUAUCUGGUCACCCACCGGCGCAUCCACACCGGGGAGCGGCCCUACAGCUGCGCCCAGUGCGGCCUGGGCUUCUCCCAGCACUCCAGCCUCAUCCGGCACCGCCACACCCACACGGGCGAGAGACCCUACCGGUGCCCCGACUGUGGCAAGGCCUUCGCCCUCAGCACCUCCCUCCUCACCCACCAGCGCACGCACACCGGGGAGCGCCCCUACAACUGCAACCAGUGUGGAAGGGGGUUCAGCCAACGCUCGGCUCUGGUCACCCACCAGCGCACCCACACCGGGGAGAGACCCUAUGAAUGCCCUGACUGUGGGAAGAGCUUUGCCAUCCGCUCCCGCUGCACUGCUCACCAGAGGGCCCACAGGGAUCCGGGCGAGGAACCCCCCUACCGGUGCCCCCAGUGUGGGGAGGGCUUCCGGCUCCGUGCCCUCUUCCUGCAUCACCGGCGCAGCCAUGCAGGGGGCAACCCCCAUCACUGCCCCGACUGCGGGAAAGGAUUCUCCCGCAGCUUCCUGCUCAAGACGCACCAGCGGAUCCAUACCGGAGAGCGGCCCUACCCUUGCCCCGACUGUGGGCGCCGCUUCCGGCAGACCUCCCACCUCACCCACCACCAGGCCACUCACACCGGAGAGCGGCCCUACCGCUGCAGCCACUGCGGGGACGCCUUCCCCUGCAGCUCGGAGCUCUACCUGCACUACCGAAGCCACACUGGGGAGCGGCCCUACCAAUGCCAUGACUGUGGGCGCAGCUACACCACCAACGGCAGCCUGCGGCGGCAUCGUGCCAGCCACACUGUGGGCUGGGGGUGCAGUCAGCUCGGCCCAUAGGCACCCUCCUGGGCAAAGUGGUGCAUCUUCCUGGCUCUAGACAUGGCCUUUCUGGCUGUUUGCUGGCUGGCUUGUACUGGGGAAAAGAGCUAGGGAUCGGUUCUAGGGGGCUAGAGGUGGAUCAUACCAGUAGAGAGAAGGAACGCAGGAUGAGAUCGAUGGAUCACACACAUGUAGAGCUGAGUCAUACCUGUUAGAAUGUGAACAGCAGCUCGACUCCACCUACCCCUGGUCCUUUGAUGUUGAAGUUUUCAAAAUUAUCUGAAGUGUGUGUGUAUUUUUCCAAGCACCUUGAAAUAGUAUGUAAAUGUAUCUAUUUGUUCUUAGAUGCAGAACGAUAUUCUAUGGCUCAAUAUAACAAUUGGCCGACCCACAAAUUGUGCAGGUAGGGGGUGUGAUGUUGCUAGGCACUGGCGGCUGCCAUCUGAUGACAAUCACAGACCUCCUUAGUGCCACUGGCUCCCAUAUGGAGUAGAGGGAGCCACCGAGACAGGAAGUGACUGCCUGGAGACGUGGUGGGUCAGAGCUGAGCUGGUUGCAAACCCGAGCAUUAGGAGAUCAGCGUGGGUUGGAGUCAGCAAGCCAAGAGAAGGAGAUGGGAGCAUGACUCAGAGGAAGCAGAGAGACAGAGCUUCUUGGUCACAGAGCCCACUGGGGGGGGCAAAGGUAGGGACUGUGCUGCAGGGAACCUGCCUGCUGAUUGUUUUCUGCGGUGUAUCGGGAAACAGGGUACUGUGGGCAUUCUUUGUAAAUAAACACCAUCACACCAGGAAUAGA